GAGGAGUGUUGAAGUGCCAUUCAGAGAGCCACUGCCUGAACAAAGACCUGAGGAACUGUGACUGGGAAAACUGCAGUGUUCCAAAAUGCUACAGCACAAAAAGCUGUGCAAGAUGAGGCUGGAGAAAUAAUACGUAGGAGCCGUGCCACUCAGGAGUCUUACAGGAUGGUUUCAGAAUUUCGAAUUUUAUCCUAAGACGCGGUUUACGAUUAGAUGAUCUCUUGUCUAUCUGAUUGGCAGACACCUUUUGCUUGUGUUUUUUGGCCAGCCGGAUGUUUUUUUGUUUGGGUUUUUUUUUUUUUUUUUGAAAGCGAGGCGUGCACUCUCCGAUUAGUCAGAGGCCGCCUUUCCCUGUUGCCCUCACACACAUGUACAAUUUUUUGACCCCUAGGGAAGGGGAGUUUGCAACGUUUUCUGGAGGAUUAUUAGAUUUUGUACUAAAAUAGCACUAAAGAGAAGACACCGGAGAGCGAACGGAGAGGGCGGCGCCGACAACCCAACAGGAACAAUGCAGGCAGAGUCGGUUCUGGGGAGGGCGGGGAAGGGGAGGAGCGAGGCGCCUCAGCGACCUACUGCGCAUGACCGCCCCUGGUUGCCAAGGCAGCGGGAAGGCGUUGCCCGGAAGCGUUUCCUUACGGAACCAUCAGCUCCAAAACCCAUCCCCAGGGGUUCAGGACUGACUAGUUCCUGAGGCAAUCUUGACCACCGCAAAGCAGAUGAGGAGCAGAGCCUGAUGCAAUGUGAUGGCCAUCCGCCUGGAAGCCCGAGGAUUCAGAGAAGCAGGGGAAAUUGACCCAGACAGACAUCGGGACUAUGGCAGACUUUUUUAAGGAGACCUUUGAGUCCUUUACUGAUGAGGCACAGAGUUCCAGUUCAUUCAGUUCCUCUGGAGGACGGCAGCCCUGGUCCUAUGCCUCUGGGAGUAAAUACGAGAGUGGAACGCCGACUCCACGCUUGCAACAUGGAGACAACCAAUCUGAGUUUUCACACUUCAAAAAUAGUGAAAAGAAGUUGAGCAGAAAAUGGAUCAACAACCUCAAGGGCAAGGAAAUGAACUCUGGACAGUACCAACCAGACACUAAACUUGAAACAGAAAUCACUCAGGCAUCCCUUGAAGAAUUGAAUGCCCUGCAGUCUUUCUGCACCGUUAAGAUAAACCUGAUCCAUCGUAGUGCGACCUCUAAGGGGAAAAAGAGCAGCAGACACAAAAAGCUGCAGCUUGGAUCGGAUGCAGAGGCUCCAGAGGUAGAUGCCUUAAACUGUACUGUCCCCGAUGAGCUUCUGAACAGAAUCUAUUUUAAAAACAUGAGGACAACACCCAACGAGGUGGUAACAGCUAAGCAACACAUUUCUUCUCGGUGUCCCAACUGUAACAGGAAAAGAGCAGAACUGGCCCAAUCUGCCUUCCUGAAACAGAAGAAGACUUUACUGGAGUCACUUCUACUCCAAGAGAAAAUAGAUGAACAUCUUCAUAUGAAAGACUUUCUUACCCUUAUUGGAGAAAUACAUCAGAGCCUUCCCAGGCUUUCCGAUGACCCCAGAAUAAUCUGGGAAAGACUGAAGGAGAAAAGUCAAAUUGGUUACUCUGGUUUUGAAAGGAGCAGAGCAUUUGGCCUGACCGUUAGCACGACCGUUAUCGCGAGACCCUGAGCCAACAGUCAGCUCGCAGUGGUGCUCGCGGCAGAGAGUGUGGUGAGAGGCGAGAGGCGGUUGCAGGGCCUGGGACAGGCCGAGGGCCGGGUCCCGCAGAGCCCCAGAGCCCUCACCGCAGCCGCCCGCUAGCCAGGCUCAGACCUUGAAGCAGCGAAGCAGCAGCGAACCCCUCCCCCAUCCCAACGUCUGCAACCUAAUGGCGGCGGGCGGUCUUCAUGGGUCGCAGUCCGUGGAGGCCUCAGCAACUGGAGUAUAUGGACACUGCCGUUGAGGUAACAGCUUCAACCUGCUUCAGUCUCUCCAUUCAAGUUUCAAAAGUUGGUGCAGCUUAGAUAAGUUGUCUCCCCCUAGGAGAUGGCCAGAGGCCAGGGUUAAGUUGCACGGACAUUGCAGGUCAUUAGUUCAGGUCCACCUCAGUGGUUGGGCUCUUCUCAAAGAAGGGCAAUUUCUGUGAGCUGGGGAUUCACCUGAUGGGCAUUUGCUACAACACGUAUUCCUGUCGAUCGUAUACAAAUGAUUCUGUCCAGGUUAAAUGAAAAGCCUGAGGGCCGGCUUGGGUCCUGGCCGCCUGGCUCCCUCAUUGAUGAUGGCUGGGCAGAGUCUGGGGACCUGGCCCUGAGGGCGCUGCCAGCUGAGAUCUGGCCCCUCACCCAGGCCUGGACGCUGGCGGGAGGACUCAGACUGGGUGCUGGAUGAAAGCUCCUGGGCAGGGUAACUGGCCCGCGCAGGGACCCCCUCCUGUAAGCCAGGGCCUGGACCUCGGAGGGUGAAAGUUGAGCCUUGGGACCUUGCCCUUUCUUGUCAGAACAGAGAAUAACAUUUGUUUCGAUGGAGGUUUAUAAGAACACAGUGACCUGGCCUCAAGAACAAAGGAUCUAACACCAAGAAGUUUGUAACAACUAACCAUGCCCCUCCCUAUAAAAGGGCUAUAAAAGGGCUUUGCUGAAAGCUUUCCAGGUGUCCAGGGUUUUUAAGGCAUGAGCCACCAGUCUCCUUGCAUGGCCCUGCAAUAAACCUUUCUCUGCUCCAAACCCUGAUGUUUUGGUAUUGUUUGGCCGCAGUGUGUGCUGGGCACUCGGACUUGCGUUUCAUAAUAUUUCUACAGGUACUCUGGAAACUUAAGAGUUUACUGUGCUUCCUUCACAGAUUUGAGGACUAAAGACUUUCCACCCAGUAUUUUUUCAGAUUCUAGAGGGCAACAUUUUAUAGUUGGAAUAGUUACAAAGUUUUUAUAACAACGCAGGAGAGAUGCUGGCAAUUUGGACUAGGGUUUCGACAGUACAGAUAGAAAUAGAGAUCUAAGAAGUACUCAGGAGGUAAUAAUUGACAUUCUUUGGUGAAGAAAUGGAUAUGGGGGGGUUAAUAAAAGGUAAAUGUUAAGAAUGGGCUUCCCUGGUGGCGCAGUGGUUGAGAGUCCGCCUGCCGAUGCAGGGGACACGGGUUCGUGCCCCAGUCCGGGGAGAUCCCACA
Delphinapterus leucas (beluga whale) is the source of this 3123-nucleotide messenger RNA. It is a transcript of the gene C21H8orf48, whose product is annotated as chromosome 21 C8orf48 homolog. Lineage: Eukaryota; Metazoa; Chordata; Mammalia; Artiodactyla; Monodontidae. The record is from RefSeq and is a predicted model, not a curated record.